GGCUGCUGUGGGUGGAGGCAAAGGGUGACGAGACCCACGGGCUAUAAAACUUAACAAACCAGGGAGGGAGAGUGCACCAUCCCAGAGUAAAAGGACCCCGGCAAAGCACCGACAGGACUCAGCAGGUCGACCAUGUGUGACGAGGAGGAAAGCACAGCGCUGGUUUGCGACAACGGCUCCGGACUGUGUAAGGCUGGCUUCGCCGGGGAUGACGCUCCUCGCGCGGUUUUCCCUUCCAUCGUGGGCCGCCCCCGGCACCAGGGCGUCAUGGUUGGGAUGGGCCAGAAAGACAGCUAUGUAGGUGACGAGGCUCAAAGUAAGAGAGGUAUCCUAACCCUGAAAUAUCCCAUCGAGCACGGAAUCAUCACAAAUUGGGACGAUAUGGAGAAGAUCUGGCACCACACUUUCUACAAUGAGCUUCGAGUGGCUCCCGAAGAACAUCCAACUCUGCUCACCGAGGCUCCCCUCAAUCCCAAAGCCAACCGCGAGAAGAUGACCCAGAUCAUGUUUGAGACAUUUAACGUGCCAGCCAUGUAUGUUGCAAUCCAAGCCGUUCUAUCCCUUUACGCCUCCGGCCGUACAACCGGUAUAGUGCUGGAUUCCGGAGAUGGUGUCACCCACAAUGUGCCAAUCUACGAAGGCUACGCCCUGCCCCAUGCCAUCAUGCGUCUGGACCUGGCUGGCCGUGAUCUCACAGACUACCUCAUGAAAAUCCUCACUGAGCGCGGCUAUUCGUUCGUCACUACAGCUGAACGCGAGAUUGUCCGUGACAUUAAAGAGAAGCUCUGCUAUGUAGCUCUCGACUUUGAGAAUGAAAUGGCCACUGCAGCCUCCUCUUCCUCUUUGGAGAAGAGUUAUGAGCUGCCUGAUGGCCAGGUCAUCACCAUUGGCAAUGAGCGUUUCCGCUGCCCCGAGACUCUCUUCCAACCUUCUUUCAUUGGGAUGGAGUCUGCAGGUAUUCAUGAGACUACAUACAACAGCAUCAUGAAGUGUGAUAUCGACAUCAGGAAGGAUUUAUACGCCAACAACGUACUGUCUGGAGGUACCACCAUGUACCCUGGUAUCGCUGACCGUAUGCAGAAGGAAAUCACUGCAUUGGCUCCCAGUACCAUGAAAAUCAAGAUAAUUGCUCCUCCUGAGCGCAAGUAUUCAGUAUGGAUUGGUGGCUCCAUUCUCGCUUCACUCUCCACCUUCCAGCAGAUGUGGAUUAGCAAGCCCGAAUAUGAUGAGGCCGGUCCAUCUAUUGUACACCGCAAAUGCUUUUAAACUGUUGUCUCUUCUCUCCCCCGCCUCCCUCUCUUUUUCUCUCUUUCGUAUCUUGUUGCAACAAAAAAACUGUGAAAGUGCAACAAGAGAAACAUUUGUCUGUUUUCAUUCCAUUGCUCUGUCACCAAACAUUACCUGUAGCUUUAAAUGAACGAAUGGGAGUUUUUAAAAUAAAGUCAGAAUGUGCCGCCAGUAUUUUCACAAAUUGACUCGUUUCCUGAAAUAUAUUAGAUACCUAUUUAUUUAGCUAAUGUCUAACUACUUUGACAUAAACAGAGCAAGAAUUCCAGAUAAAAUUUAAACCUGCACCUUGGUUUAUUUAUUUCAAAAUGUCAAUGGUUCAGUGGCACCAUGUUUCAUUUUAAAAUUACUUUGAAGCUUUUGACUUCAGAUUAAAAGGUCUCCCAUUGCUACCCUUAUAACCUGUCCACAUUUUCCUGUGUUUCCUUUCACUAAGAUGUGUUCUGCUUUUACAUCAUUUGGGGAUACAAUUGUCUUGAAUUUAUUGCUAUUAAAGAAAAUGGUUUCAGAAA
This is a messenger RNA of Mobula hypostoma (lesser devil ray), 1799 nucleotides long. RefSeq names its product actin alpha 2, smooth muscle (gene acta2). The record is from RefSeq and is a predicted model, not a curated record. The transcript is spliced from 9 exons. NCBI's taxonomy places the organism in Eukaryota, Metazoa, Chordata, Chondrichthyes, Myliobatiformes, Myliobatidae. Bases 133 to 1266 code for a protein of 377 amino acids.